This is a messenger RNA of Lates calcarifer (barramundi perch), 3295 nucleotides long. Its product is annotated as large proline-rich protein BAG6. The transcript has 22 exons. Gene Ontology annotation, cellular component: BAT3 complex. The coding region runs from base 1 to 3156 and encodes 1051 amino acids. Lineage: Eukaryota; Metazoa; Chordata; Actinopteri; Centropomidae. Gene Ontology annotation, molecular function: misfolded protein binding; polyubiquitin modification-dependent protein binding. The record is from RefSeq and is a predicted model, not a curated record.
AUGGCAGAGUCCAGCGACAUGAUUGAAGUCACUGUGAAGACGCUGGACUCCCAGAGCAGGAGCUACAAAGUCAGAGGCGAGCUAACAGUGAGGCAAUUCAAGGAGCACAUCGCAUCGUCAGUGGAGAUCCCAGUGGACAAACAGAGGCUCAUCUACCAGGGCAGAGUGCUGCAAGAUGACAGAACACUGAAUGAAUACAAUGUAGAUGGGAAAGUAAUCCAUCUGGUGGAGCGAGCCCCACCUCAGGCCAACAUGUCCGGAUCUGGGGGCCCGGGUGUUUCCACUGGUGGGGCAGAGGACGCAAGCAGCAGCAGCCAUGCCUCCUCCCAGGGUGCACCACAUGACCGCAAUGGCAACAGCUAUGUGAUGCUGGGGACCUUCAAUCUGCCUGUCAAUAUUAUGGACCCACAGCAGAUCCAGAUGUCAGUUCAGCAGAUGAUGGCUGGAGUUGGUGAAGCUGGAAGGAAUGCCAGAGUCAGCACCAGCUCUGGGGGCAAUGGCUCGCUGGACAUGCAGAUCAACUUGGACCAGUCAGUGCACAGUGAGCCCCGGAUGAGACUUCAGCUGGCUGGGAACCUGCUUAGAGACGCUCAGUCUCUGAUCCACAGAUUGGAGGGAGUGUCCAGUGACAGCAGCUCCCAUUCAGAUCCAGAGGUGCCUCAGUCCUCUCCUUCCCUGUCACUGUCUUCCUCUGCUGCAGCGUCACAGCCCAUGAACGCCAGCUCUCCUCCUGCUCCAUCAUCCUCCACCUCCACCCAGACUGAGGGACCAACCAACACUGGGCCCAAUCACCCAAGUCCAGCAGAAUUUGUGGAGGUUCUCUCUGAGGUCAGGAGGGUGGAGGAGAGGUUACGUCCCUUCAUAGAGAGGACCCACUCAAUCCUUGGAGCAGCGACAUCAGCAGACUACAACAACAAUACCCAGGAAAGAGAGGAGGAUCAGCGCAUUCUCAACCUGGUUGGAGAUGCUCUGCGUCUCCUCGGAAACACCUUGGUUGUCCUUGGUGACCUACGCUGUAACCUGGCAACCUCUCCUCCACGUCACCUGUAUGUGGUUCGCCCCAUGGCCCACUACACCCACCCGGUCCUGCUCCAGGCUGGUCUGCCACACAUGCCCAUUCCAAUAAACUUAGGGACAACAGUAACCAUGGCAUCUAAUGGGAGACAGGCAACUGAAGGACAACGCCAGCCCUCUCAGGGCCACAGCCAAUCAGAUCAACAGGCUGCUGACCAGGUUCCACCUUUACAGUCAAAUGGAACCACUCAUCAACAGGGACAGGGGGGACCUCGAGUGAUCCGGAUCACCCACCAGACCAUGGAGCCAGUAGUCAUGAUGCAAAUGAACAUUGAUGGUGAGUCAGCUGCUGGCUCUCAGGUUCCAGGACAGCCAAAUGCUGCAGGUCCCGGACAGCCUGGACUGACACCUGUCCACUUCCCAGGUCUGCCCCCUGAGUUCAUGCAGGCCAUCGUGCACCAGAUCUCUCACCAAGCCGCUGCUAUGGCUGCUGCAGCCUCUGCUGGCCACCCAGCACAGAUGGUGUCUGGCCCUGCCUCAACACCCAAUGCUGAGGCAACUGCCUUCUCACAGCCCCCCCAUCCUGCUCAGGCCAGGGUGGUCAUCACCAGACCAUCCUUCUCCCCUCGCAUCCCUCAGCCUAUGGGAACCAGGGGAGCCACCAUCAACUUGAGGGCCACUGUACCCACAGGCCCACAGCCAGGACAGGGCACACCUCUGGCUCCCUCCUCCCUCACCCAGAUGAUCAGUGGUCUGGUUGGACAGCUCCUGAUGCCAGGGCAGUCAGGUGAUCCUGCCUCCUCUUCCACCAACUCUCAGUCCUCCUUCUCUACUCCUUCUUUGUCCUCCAUGUCUUCUCCCCAUCCCUCUGCCAACACCUCUGGACAGACAUCCACCCACACCACCAGUACAACCUCCAUGGGCCAACCAGCAGAGGGCAGUCCUGAGGGAAAUCUGGCCCAGCUUCUCAGCUCUCUGCUGGGAGGUGCAGCAGGGCCAGGGGGUCCCGGCUCUGGACCAGCUCCCUCCAUCACUGUGACAUUGCCGGGGAUGCCCGGCUUUUUCCAGGGCAUGUCAGACUUCACACCACCACCAGGUGCUCCAGCCCCUCCCAUAUCUACCAGUCCUGCCCCACCCCAGGCGAGCAGCGGUGCAGGUGCAGACUCUCUGAGCCCAGAGUUGUUCACUGGUAUUGUGCAGGGAGUUCUGUCCACCAUGAUGAGCUCUUUAGGGGCACAACAUGGUAGUGGAGAGAGCAUUGCUCAAUUCAUCCAGAGACUAUCCCAGACCAGCAACUUGUUCACUCCUGGCUCUGGUGAUGCUGUGGGCUUCUUUGGUGACCUGCUGUCCCUGGUGUGUCAGAGCUUCUCCAUGGUGGACAUGGUGCUACUGCUUCAUGGGAAUGCCCAGCCUCUGAGCCGAAUCCAACCCCAGCUCACUGACUUCUUCACUGAACACUACCUACAGGGCAGAGAGCCCAGUGAUGCUAACAUAGCUACAGCAGCUGAGGAGCUCAUCAAUGGACUGGAGGAGUACAUAGCUGAGAGCUUUGCCACAGUGACCGUGCGGGAAGGAGUGGAUAUCGUUCAGACCAACCUGUCCUUCCUCAGACAGCAGUUCACACACAUGGCCUCUCAUAUCCUGCGCUGCAAUGAUCACACAUUCGGCCCUCGUCUGCUGUUGCUGUGCACUCAGGGCUUGUUUGAGUGUCUGGCUCUAAACCUGUACUGCCUCGGAGGAGAACAGAGAGCUCUUACUGCAGUCAUCAACCACCGCAUUAGGAGGAUGUCUGCAGAAGUCAAUCCCAGUCUAGUCAACUGGCUGACCAGUAUGAUGUCUCUGAGGCUGCAUGUCAUUCUUGAACACAACCCAGUUACUGAGGACCAAAUCCAGCACUACGUUUUCUAUACACAGGGGGAUUUGAACCAGAGGACAGAGGCUGAUAUGCCACAGCCAUCAGAGAGUCCCAGUGUGGAGAUGGAGGAGAGUUUGUCUCCGGCUGCAGCCACCACAGCAGAGGAGGCCAUGGCUUCGUCAGUUGACAGUGGAGAGAGAGGAACAUCUCCUGGAGAUAACACUGCCUCAUCAGGGGAGACUCAGUGUCCUGCUGUGCCCAACAGGGCGAGAGGAAGCAGCCCCUGAGGUGGAGCCGUGGACAGCAGCUGUUCCGCCUGAAUGGGUUCCCAUCAUCAGACAUGACAUGUUGUCUCAGAGGAAGAUCAAAGCCCAGCCGCCACUGUCUGAUGCCUACCUGCACGGGAUGCCUGCCAAGAGGAGGAAG